AUGGAUGGACCUGUUCGAAAGAUGCCAAGUCGUCGCGCACAGACUUCUCCGGAUAUUCCAAUCAAUUCAACCUGUUUUAUUCCUGAUUUCUUCAAAUCGGAUGAAAAGCAUAAACUGAAGCAAAAGGCGAAAAAUUACCUGCGCCGAAAUGCAGUUCGAUCUUUUGGCGGAAUUAAGUGCAAAUUUCACAAUUGCGGUGAAUGUGAACUACCAGAGGACGUAUCAGUUCCUGAUUUAUCGAUAUGUUCUGAUGUUGCCACCGUUACCACUGCUGCUGUUGUUGGUGACAAUGGUCGCCUUAUACCGUCAACAGCUAGUGACACUCGGUGUUAA
Messenger RNA from Loa loa (African eye worm), 333 nucleotides. RefSeq lists its product as hypothetical. The transcript has 3 exons. Bases 1 to 333 code for a protein of 110 amino acids. The record is from RefSeq and is a predicted model, not a curated record. Lineage: Eukaryota; Metazoa; Nematoda; Chromadorea; Rhabditida; Onchocercidae.